AUGUCACAACCAGCAUGGCUCCUGGCUGCACUUUACAUCACACCAGUUAUCCUGGUGUGCUAUUAUCUCUUCGGCCGGUCUAGUCCGUCAUCAGCCACAGUAAAAGCGCUACCAGAGAUGGAGAUAUCAGAGAUCUACGUGUACCCGAUUAAAUCGCUACGAGCAAUCAAACUGGCUUCAGCCAUUGCAACACCACAUGGCUUUGCACACGACCGCUCCUUCAUGCUCCUCGAAAAAACACCCACAGGCUACAAAAACAUGGCCGUAGCAUCCUACCCCCAAAUGACGCAAUUCCUCCAAGAAAUCUCCCCACCGCCCGACAAUACUUCCAGCAGCAGCACCGCCAACUCCACCCUCACAAUCCACUACCUAGCCCACGGCUCCACCGCCAACCAAUCCAGCCUCACCAUCCCCCUCACCCCCUCAACUUCCACCCUCCCCACCCUCGAAAUCUCCCUCCACGACAGCCCCACAACCGCCUACCGCAUGCCCCCAUCUUACAACACCUGGUUCAGCACCUGCUUCGGCUUUGACGUCGAACUCGUCUACCUCGGCUCUCACCGCCGCUCCCCACGCUUCAGCAACCUUGCCCCAUCCUCCCCUGCUAACCCAGCCGAACCCAAACUCUCCCACUCCCUCACCUUCACAGACUGCGCCCCUUACCUCAUAACCUCCACCCCUUCCCUCUCCUCCGUCUCCUCACGCAUCGCUUCCGAAAUGGACAUUACCAAAUUUCGCCCCAACAUCCUCUUAUCCGGCGCAAAGGAAGCGUGGGACGAGGAUUUUUGGUCGCGCAUCUGUAUCAAGAGUGCAAAGGAAGCAGCAGCAGCAGCAGGAGGAGGAGAAGAGACAGAAAUAGCGCUCCUGCAUAAUUGUGUGAGGUGCAAGAGUAUUAAUAUUGAUUAUGCGACGGGGAAACCGGGGGAAGGGGUUAAGGGGGAGGUGUUGAAGAGGUUGCAGGGAGAUCGGAGAGUGGAUAAGGGAGCAAGGUGGAGUCCGGUGUUUGGGAGGUAUGGGUUUUGGGUUGGUGGUAGUGGUGGAAAAGAGAAGGGGAAGGAGGAGGUGGUGUGGAGGGUUGGGGAUAAGGUUAGGGUUACGGGGGUGAAUAGGGAGAGGACUGUUUGGAGUUGGCCGAAUCUUGGGUAG
Bipolaris oryzae ATCC 44560 is the source of this 1146-nucleotide messenger RNA. RefSeq lists its product as uncharacterized. Bases 1 to 1146 code for a protein of 381 amino acids. Gene Ontology annotation, molecular function: pyridoxal phosphate binding; catalytic activity; molybdenum ion binding. The transcript is spliced from 4 exons. The record is from RefSeq and is a predicted model, not a curated record. Lineage: Eukaryota; Fungi; Ascomycota; Dothideomycetes; Pleosporales; Pleosporaceae.